Messenger RNA from Maniola jurtina (meadow brown), 5199 nucleotides. It is a transcript of the gene dnc, whose product is annotated as cAMP-specific 3',5'-cyclic phosphodiesterase. The transcript is spliced from 8 exons. Gene Ontology annotation, biological process: signal transduction. Gene Ontology annotation, cellular component: nucleus; cytosol; perinuclear region of cytoplasm. The record is from RefSeq and is a predicted model, not a curated record. Gene Ontology annotation, molecular function: 3',5'-cyclic-AMP phosphodiesterase activity. The coding region runs from base 841 to 2733 and encodes 630 amino acids. Lineage: Eukaryota; Metazoa; Arthropoda; Insecta; Lepidoptera; Nymphalidae.
GUCCGCGCGGCGCGCCGGCGGCACGUUGCUCUAUGCCCCGUCACGCUUCUACGAUCCCGCCGUGAUAAAACCCCCCAUCACACACUUCGGAAACCCCGACUAAAAUGUGACUUUUCACUACCCAUGUCCCAUCUUUUUACCAAACAACGCUCCUCGUGCCGAUACUAAGACCUCAAGUGAUCCUUUGCAGUACCUACGCAUAGUACCUACAUUUUAUUUUCAAAAAAAACGUGCUUAUCGUAGAGUACUGGGUGUGUGCAUGAAGCUCGCGGUUGAACAGCACCGAGGUCAUUCACUGGUUUGACAGGUCCGCUCCGGAUUACUAUUCAGUCUGACUAGAUACCUUCUUCGAAUCGCAACAAAGUGUCUAAAGAUGAAUGAAAACGACGGCCUAACCUUAUCUGUGGACCUUGACAAUACACAGUAGCGCAUUGUUUUAUUGAUUACGUUAUUGUGAUGUUUACCAAAGUUCGCGAGUUAUAAAACACCAGUCAAGUUGUUUCCGAUAAGAACGCACGAGUGAGAUAAUACUCAAUAAAAAAUUAUUAUAUCUACUACAGUUGUCAUACUGAUAUGAUUGUGUGAAUGCGAAUACCAAUUUAUUGUUGUGUCUGACAUUCAGAUUGGUAUUUUAGUGACGGAGAGAGCCUCGCGAAAUCAAGCGAUAUCGAUAGUCCUAGAAAAUAACGCGCGAAGUGUGAACUGUGGCGAAUGUUAAAUAUCUUAAAUGGCGUAGUAGUAGCGGAUAUCUCGUAAUAGUGCGUGCGGAUUAAGUAGGCCAGUUGAUGCCAACAAUGGCCUAUUGUGUCAGAUAGAUUCGUAUAGAAGCGGGCGAUCGAAAUGCAUCGUUCGGGAUCUCAAUCGGAAGGGCUAGGAGCCGGCGGAGGGCCAUCAUACAUCACAAAGAGUUCUGCAUCAGAGCACAGUAUGGCGACCGGGGUGACGGCCUCCAGCAGUGGGGGCACGCUGCCCCGCACGCUCAGCACCAGUGUGCUGAGAAUCAAAAACAGAUCCACGUUCUGGGACAAAUUCUGGGAUGAGCGCAAUAGGCGUGAUGCUCAUGGAGAAGACUUGAUCGUGACCCCGUUCGCGCAGGUGCUGGCCAGUCUGCGCAGCGUCCGCACCAACUUCCUAUGUCUCACCAAUGUGCCCGCCUCUAAAUCGCGGAGAUCGUCGGCCGCGGCGUCGGCGGUCACUCCGCAGCAGAAAAACUUUAACCCGGGAGACGAAGCAUACAUGAAGCUGGCACUAGAAACCGUUGAAGAGCUGGACUGGUGUCUGGACCAGCUCGAAACAAUACAAACUCACCGCUCCGUCUCAGAUAUGGCUUCGCUCAAGUUCAAACGGAUGCUGAACAAGGAGUUGAGCCACUUCUCAGAGUCCAGCAAGUCCGGCAACCAGAUUUCCGAGUACAUCUGCUCGACUUUCCUAGAUAAACAACAAGAGCUCGACAUACCAUCACUACAAGUUGAUGAAGCAAGUGAACGAAUCAAGAAGAAGGAAAAGCCACGCCAUGCAGGACCUGGCACUACUAUGUCUCAAAUAUCUGGUGUUAAGAGGGCACUUACACAUACAAACAGUUUCACUGGUGAACGUGUACCAACAUACGGAGUAGAAACCCCUCACGAAGAAGAGUUGGGCCUACUAUUAGGAGAGCUAGAUCGCUGGGGCGUUGACAUUUUCCGCAUCGGUGACCUGUCCUGCGGCCGUCCUCUGACUGCAGUCGCGUACGCCGCCUUCACCUCUAGGGAACUAUUAAACACAUUGCAGAUCCCAGCGCGCACCUUCCUCGCGUUCGCUGUAACCCUCGAAGAACACUACAUCCGUGAUAAUCCGUUCCACAACUCACUCCACGCAGCGGAUGUCACGCAAUCAACAAACGUUCUGCUAAACACGCCCGCUCUAGACGCGGUGUUUACGCCCAUAGAAGUGUGUGCUGCGUUGUUCGCUGCUUGUGUUCAUGACGUCGACCAUCCCGGUCUGACGAACCAGUUUCUGGUCAACUCGAGCUCCGAAUUAGCUUUAAUGUAUAAUGAUGAAUCUGUACUAGAGAACCACCAUCUCGCCGUUGCCUUCAAACUUCUACAAAAUGACGGCUGCGAUAUAUUCAUAAAUCUUCACAAGAAACAAAGGCAGACGCUGCGAAAGAUGGUUAUCGAUAUGGUGCUUUCUACGGACAUGUCCAAACAUAUGAGCCUUCUAGCAGACCUCAAAACUAUGGUAGAGACGAAAAAAGUCGCCGGCAGUGGAGUGUUGUUACUGGAUAACUACACGGACAGAAUACAGGUUUUAGAAAAUCUCGUACACUGUGCCGAUUUAAGCAACCCUACGAAACCAUUGCCGCUAUACAAGCGAUGGGUAGCGUUACUCAUGGAAGAGUUUUUCCAGCAAGGGGACCGUGAAAGAGAACAGGGCAUGGACAUCAGUCCCAUGUGCGACAGACAUAAUUCUACAAUUGAGAAAUCUCAAGUCGGUUUUAUCGACUACAUCGUGCACCCACUUUGGGAGACGUGGGCGGACCUAGUACACCCAGACGCCCAAGACAUCUUGGACACUUUAGAAGAGAACCGCGACUACUACCAAAGUAUGAUUCCUCCGUCGCCGCCACCGGCGCCCAUUCAGACGCACUCCGGCGCAGACGACGAGCGCCCCGAACAGAUACGAUUUCAAGUAACGCUCGAAGAAGGUGAGGGUUCCGAAGAGUGCGAAGGGGAGGGCGACGGUGGGAUGUGACGGAAACUACUGGGAAUCUGUAAGAAGCUCACUGAGAAGAUGCAGGUGUGGUGGAAGCUCUGGUAGCGGGUGACACAAGAGUCUCUUGUUGUAUAAUAAUACUUGUUGACGCUUAUCCUCGAAGUGGCACGAUCCUCGAGAGCAUCGUAACAUUUCGAACGUAUGAUAAUUUGUAUUAUGUGAUUACUAUGCAAUGUUGUUUAGACUUAUCUAUGACUAAAGUGUCCCUCCAACGACUGUAUUUGACAUUAGAUUUUCUAGUGACUAUUGUUUUGUUUCGUCUAACCAAAGAUGCGAAGAUCAACUUCUUUACGUUCGUUCGAUCCCUGUGAGUAGCUCGUCUUCGAUUCGUAAAGUUAAAGUCGUAUAAGUAGAUUUAGGCACGACCUCGUAUAUACUGGGUCGACUAAGUAAGGACAUUGAAAACGCUUAUUAAUUGGUAUGAAAGGGUAAUUUAUAUUGUCAUAUCAUCCACGUUUCUCAUAUUUAAUACGGGUUUGCGAUAAUGAUGUUAUUCACCAAAAUAUACUAACAUUAUAGGUAUUCCUAAAUAUAAAACUAUUUUAAGGUAAUUUUUUAAAAAUGCCUUUCGGAGUUUUGUCGUGUCUCUUUCUGAAUAUCAAAAGUUCGGUUAGUCUCUUGAAUAUAAAAGACUUGAACCGAGUCAUCCUGUUAGAUAGCUUUACUUGAUUUGGUAACCUAAUAGCACCUCAUUUCGUAUAACGGAUCGCUGGCGAUCCCCUUUCUUUCUUAUUAGAAUAAUGUAUUAUUUUUAUAUUACAUACUGUACUCUAGUUCAUUACCCAAAAAUACAAGUCAUUUUAGAAUAAUAUGUUUGUGUAUGCAACUAACGACUUGAAGUCUUAUAAAGUUUGAUGAUAAGUACUAACACUGGCGUGGUUUGUUACUAAGUUUUUUUUGAGAGUUAAAAAUGUUUGCUGAAACAAAUUAGGUGCAAACUUCUGUGGCACGCGGGCCGGGUCUUGCAAUAGUAACAUAUAAGUGGUUCCGUACCUUGCGCACAACAAUCAUUCAUUUGAAAAUGCUGAAUAUGAUUUGCAAUCACAUCGCGAGAAUUAGGACAUCGCUGAUCUGAUCCCACGCGGUGUCUUCUGUCUGGUACAGAUCCUAAUAUCAUUAACUUUAAACAUGGCAACUUGUAGUUUAUAAAUGGUAAUAUUUAAAAUUAUAAAUACCUAAUACUUGAUUAUCUGUAUUAUGUUUGCAUUUCACGUAUCCAUCGAUGUUAGUGUAUGAUUAUAAAUAUUCGUGAGCUGGUCUCUAUAAUUUCAUGUACUCAGAAGAUAUUCGUUUACCUGAUUAGAUGUUUCCUUUUUGUUUUUGUACUUCAAACAUGUACGUACCUCUUUCUAGCGAGAGUAUUAUUUACAAAGUAUUGUUAAUGUCGUCGCUCCAUCAUUCAUCUGUGUCAAGAAUGGAGGUCCAAUGUACAUUGUUUUUUGUAGGUAAAUUAAGAUUUUAUGCGGCGAAAAUAAGUACGAAUGCUGUGUCGCCGUGUCUAUAAAAUGUCUGAUUUUAAAAGCAUAGAUAGAUUAGAGUAUGGUACUUUUGUCGUACAAAGACAAAAAAAUAUAUAAAAACGCUUAUAACUACAAUUGUGUGUAAUAGAAACAUUACGCUUAGAAACAUUUGUGUUAUGAUAUACAUAAUAAAUAAUAUGUAUGUAAUUUACAUACUUAUGUAAAUUUUCAUAAAUGAUGUUUGUACUAUUAGAUCUGUGUGAUGUACGCGCGAUAUACGUGUGCGCUGAAUCUUUUCUAGUUCACAUGUGAACAGUACCUAAUAUCUAUAGCCGAUCCUCGGCUGCUAAACACUGUCCCGAUAAUAACUCAAACUUUAAACCUAAUCAAAUGUGUAACUAGUUAUAAAUAUUAUGCUCGUUGUUUAAUAUUAAUUUCUGUAUAAUUGGAUGUACCUAACUUAAUUGAUAAUGCAGUGGGUACUUUAAAAAAUAUUGAUCAUACCAUGCUUAUUCAAAAUACGGCAUUAUUCGCGCCUUUUUCCUCACCUACCAACAUAAUAAUUUGUCAAUCACAUUUUUUUAUAACGGGCUUUACGGCUCUGGUUUCUAGCCUUUUUGAGCCUUUAACUACUACGGUUAGCUAACUACCAAAGAAGAAAGUUUACCUUAUUUUCAUUGUAUUACGUCUAUGUGCAUCUGGCAUGUCACUUUUUCGAAUUACUUGUUUAGAUUUACUUGUAAGUAACUAUGUCGCAGUGCGGUUUCAGUGUUAUAUUAUGUUUGUCAGUAUGGAGAACUAACACUUAAGAUUGGUUAAAACCUAGUUAAUUUAUAAAAUACCGAAAUAAAAGUGUGCAAUGCUGGUCAUAUGCAUUACUUAUUAUUUAUGUUUAAAAUAAAAUAGCUUGUAAUAGUUUAAAAUGAAUAUUUGAGUUGAAUUAAAGAAUAUUAAUGUAUUUAGAAUAAAAAAUAAUUGAAGAAAA